CCAAUGGUUAGCCCAGCGGUGUAAUGUCGACGUCUCACAGGAAGACACAUUUGAAGUUGAGCUUGACCAUGCGCUAAAUGUUUUUAUAUCAAACGCUUAAAUCCGCACAUGUGCCCACGACACAACGUAGAAUCGUUUUAUUUGCCAAGAAGAUUUUAAAAAGUAAUGAAAAAGCUCAAGAGAAGCAAACUAAAUGGGACGAAUGUACCUGUCACGAAAGAAGUGAACUGUGGGAAGAAGCAGAAGUUGACUGAGAUCCACCUGGCGUUAAACAGUGAUCCGGUGGACAUCGAGUCCCUGAGGAGGGCUGCGGCCAGUCAGGGAGGGCUGCUUUCAAAUGAACUUCGCAGGAAAGUGUGGCCCAAACUACUCAACGUCAACGUGUAUGAUCUUCCACAUAAGCCUAGAAAAGAUGGACGAGAGAACCACAAGGACUACAACCAGGUGGUUCUUGAUGUCAAGAGAUCCAUGAAGCGCUUUCCAAAAGGUAUGCCGUCUGCGGAGCGAGCUGUACUCCAAGAGCAGCUUGUUGAUAUCAUCCUGGAGGUUCUGAGGUGCAACACGCAGCUCAACUACUAUCAGGGCUACCACGACGUGGCCGUUACGCUGCUGCUGGUUGUUGGAGAGCGUAUGGCCAUCGCCAUGCUGCAUACUUUAUCCAAAUAUCAUCUCAGGGACUUUAUGGAUCCGACAAUGGACAGCACAAAGCACAUUUUAAACUACCUGAUGCCUUUAUUGGAAGAAGUUGACAAAGAACUGCAUGACUUUUUGCUCAGAGCGGAGGUGGGAACCAUCUUUGCCCUAUCUUGGCUAAUCACUUGGUACGGACACGUCCUGUCCGAGUUCAAACACACGUUGAGACUGUAUGACUUCUUCUUGGCCUCACACCCCAUUAUGCCAAUCUACCUCGCUGCUACUAUUGUGCUGUACAGAGAGCAGGAGGUGAAGCAGACGGAAUGCGACAUGGCCAUGGUGCACCACCUCCUCUCUCGCAUCCCCCAAGACCUUCCGUACGAACUCCUGAUCGGCCAGUCCCAAAACCUGUUCAACCGCUACCCUCCAGCUGUGCUGGCUAAACGAGCGGCGCUACAAUCUCGUAAAAGCUUGUCCAUAAGCACCUUCAAGGCCUUUCAACAAUCAACCUUCCACCAGAGACCGGACUCGGUUCUCCAGCGUCUCACCAAGGCUCAGGCCACCACUUCCAGACAAGCUCGCCACUCGGGCCUGGACGUAGCUUUGCCCCAGGAUGGAGGCCAGCGGUGGGGGAAGGGGAGCAGGAUGGUGAAAAUGGCGGUCUGGGGGCUGUCAGCCACACUGGGGGCGGCCAUUUUUGCCGUGGCCCAGACGGCCAUGGAGUGGGCGCCCGACACGUUGUUACAGCUCUUCUGAUGGGCUUCUUCUUAGCUUCACGGCAAGGACUCGAACCCUGUAUCUGAGGCGGAAGUAGCUCCAUGGUUUAAAGUCCCACGGUUGGUCAUUACUGUGUGUGUGUGUGUGUGAUCCAUAUAUGUCUUAUUUAUGUUAGUGCGCUUGCGGGAAUCUCGGAAACCAAAAAGUGCCCUAAGGGGCAAAUAGCCUAAGGCCAAAUAACAUUUAAAAACUGAAAGCUUCUCAACGUGGAUUAAGAGAAUGAAAAACGGGGGGUGCACAAUUAAUUGUUGCAUUGUACUCGAGCAUAAUAAUAGGACUUUUUCAGAAAACGUUUGUAUAUUUGUCGAUUUUUAUGUUUUCAAACUGUUGAGCUGCACCCCCCCACACACCCACUAAAUAAAUACAUGAAGCUCUCACGUUGAAAUAUUAAGCAGGGUUGUACCCAAACAGAACUUUUACUUAACCCUAAUCAUAGACGAGCAAAAAUAUUGUAAUUAUUCAUAACGUGCAAUGAAAACAAAAUUUAAAAAAUGGAUUUAUUCCUCUGAAAAAGUAGUCUCUUGGAGGAACAUUCAAGAGUAUUAUCGUUUACUACAUCCAAAAAUUGAAUAUUAAUAAUACAGCUGUGUGUGUGUGUUAGCAAUGUAGCGAUUUCCCCAGCAAUGCAAUGUCUGCUCCGUGUACCGACGUCUUCUGCUUUGAAAUAUUCAUCAGCUUUUGCAAGCUUGCGCCAGCUGCAUCUGUUAGCCCAAGUUCGCCUUGGCCUGCCUCGGUCGGCUUGGCCCUCCGCUCAGUUGAAACGGUGACUAUAAUAACGUGUACACCCGUUUUGUUUUGUUUUCGUGGAGGACUUAUUGUUUUUUUUUGCACCCCAUAAUGAACACGUGCCAGUUGGAUGCUCUGAUGACGGGCUGUUUGUUCUACACUGUUGCAGUCCGUCAAAACAAAUCAAGAUGUGGCUCCUAAUCCCAAAAACUGGCAAAAACACCAUGCAGCAUUUAGCUCCUCGUAGUUUACCUAAAGUCUUUUAUGUAUCGCUAACCUGCCUUACAAACAAUUGCCGACUGGCAGAAAUAAUCAAGAAGAUGCUACUCAAAUUGUUAAAGCUGUGAUCUAAAAAAAAAAAAAAGUAGUCCUGUAGGUGUCGCCAAUGUGCCUCAAACUAUUGCUGAAUAUCAAAUCACGACUUGACUUCCUACAGCGUUGCUAAAUUUGAGGAAUUAUCAGUCCCCGUCAGUGUGUCACUCCAUUAGCUAGUUUGUUAGUUGGCCGCUUUUCUGCAAUAGAAAGCUUAUAGAGACUUUUAUUGUUAAUUACUUUAAUUAGGCGCUCAAUAAGUCAGCGCCUUGCAGGCCAGUUUGAAUUUUGUGUCAGUGCUUUUUUUGCACAAACAUAUCGUUUUAAUUCGCACAGCCUGACUUUUUGUUGUAGGGCACCAUUAAGAAUUACUGAGGUCAAUAAAAGUGAAAAUGAAACCUAAUUAAAAAAUAAUGGCGCACAAAAGAUAUUUGAAAAUUUGGACAAACUUGCCCCUGCUAUCAAACAAGAAGACGUGUACGGAACAUUCAUUAUGCCAACGUGCUUUAAAUAAGUGUUUCUUGAAAGGAUAGCAAAAAAAACAUUUAAAAAAAAUAAAAUAAUAUUUAUUACUGCAGCGCUUAUUCAACGAUGCCAAAGAAUUCUUAUGUAUUGGUAGUCCUCUGAAAUUGCACCGGUGCUUUCGUGAAAAGCAGUGAAUAAACAAUGAUUGAUGGUAUUCUUAUGUUUUCUGUCCUCUAUUUUGGUAAGUUAACUUACAAAAAACAUUUUUACCUGUUCUCCAAUUCUGUACAAAAUAUAAAAUGCCCAACAUUGAUUUCAUAGUUCCGCAGAAAGAAUUGCAGUUCUAUUACUUUCAAGAGAAAAUCAUAGUCUAAGUACAAGAAUUUACUAGUCAUUUCUAAAGACAUUUGGUUGGAUUUGAUCAAAAGUAAUACCAUGCUGUUACUAUGCUAACAAUUUUGUCGGCCCCUGUCAGAACAAAUCAAUAAUACUUCCAGUGCGGACCGAACGCUAAUGCUAAAAACAAUACUCGUAGCAAGUUUGCAUCUGUGGUGCUUUGCCUUUGCAAUUAAAUGAUGCGUAAAUUCAGAUGUUGUCAAAAGGCAUCCACUGAGAAUGGAGGUCAUAGUUUUGUGUGGGGGUUGUGCACCCCUGGCAAGGGACACAUGCACACACACACACACGCACACUCUUCUUGCAACAUUAGUCACUACUUGUUGGUGCCCUAAAAGGCCAACUCGGGUUACCUUCCAAAUCUACAAGCAUGUGUUUGUGUUGCAUGUGUGCAUGUAGAGGUGUGUGUAAAGCGGCAUGCACGUGUGCUUUGUAGCACACGGCCCUCGCCAGGGACGACAGCUGCUCCAGGGGUCUGCCUGUUUACAUACUCAAUGUAUUUUUUGGGAGGAAGUGACAUCAGGCAUUGUGGGUCAGUGGUAGUGUCGUUGUCUCCCAACUAGUUGGUUGUGGGUUUAAUCGUCAAACCUGGUGAUCAAUUCGGAGUGGCCUUCAGUGAAGAUGAGGCUUGUAGUUUUCUCCCAGUGAAUCUAGUAGCAGGCUCCCUUUGGUCAUUUGAGUGAAGGAUUGUGUUUGCUCUCCAUUUGGCGGUUUGUGCAAAAAUAAUUGAAAUGACUAAAAGGUAGCAAGAUUUUGUACAAAAGCUUGUUGGAGUGAAAUGACUGUGUCUGUAAAAUCCAUUCUGCGCCCAAGCCCUCAUGUCUUACAAGUCACCCUCCCCCAACUCAGCCCUUCACUCUGUCAUGGAUCAGAGAACAUGUCGCAAAGUGCUUCGCAGGCAACACGUGUGCCCUGCAACCCUUGCAUACUGAUGAUGUGUCUCCGCUUCUUCCUGCCUGAAGUCUAAAUAGGAAUUUACUAGCAUUAUUGUAUUGUUUUUUUUUGGAACAAAUAGUUUCUCCGUUGCAUCACUCAAAUGAAAGAAAAGAAGGCGAUAAAAAGCUCCAAUGGAGACAUUAACACCAGUCUUCUAAAAAAAAGACACUCCCUUAAUUGGUGUUCAGAGCUGUCAAGGCAGUCUGGCGAGUCGCGGCCUAAAUUAAACUAUUUGGAACAUCGGUGCAGCAGGUGCUGUGCCUGUGGCAGUGAAAAUAAAGCCUAUCAUUUAGAGGAGCUGCCAUUUUGCCAAUUGCCCUCGACUGAAAAUCACUCAGGGUCAUCCAAAAGAAAACCCACCCCCCACCCCCACCCACUCAAAUAGAGAAGGACUAUACAUUGGAAGCAAACUAUGGAAUCAAAUAAGCAGAAGGUUGGGGUGGCUUCCAGAGGACAAAGACAAGGUCAAUGUGGGGUCCCUAGAGGGAACUGUCCUCUUGGUGGACAACGUUUCGUCGGAUGCAAAGUCAAUCUUGGCAAAGAAAUGACUGUUUCGGAGAGGCCACCGUGGGCUGUCUCGCACGAUUCUGCAAAAGUGCUCUUUGGCGUCUGUUGUCACCGAGAGCAUCCUCAAACCGACCACAAGAUGGUGGCAACGUGAUGCCUGGCUCCAUGAACCAAGAUGAAUGGUGGCCAGAAGAUGUAUCAGAGAAGCAGGCAACAACCAAGAAGUUGUAUGAAGAAAAGAAGAGUUUGUCAACUAGUUUUGAAACUAAAGUCAUUUAUUUGUAUUGUGCAUUUAGCUAUUGUGCUUCAUGAAUAAAAUGCUUACACAUCCA
Messenger RNA from Syngnathus typhle (broad-nosed pipefish), 5081 nucleotides. RefSeq lists its product as uncharacterized. Gene Ontology annotation, cellular component: endoplasmic reticulum membrane. The record is from RefSeq and is a predicted model, not a curated record. Bases 166 to 1389 code for a protein of 407 amino acids. Gene Ontology annotation, biological process: endoplasmic reticulum to Golgi vesicle-mediated transport; positive regulation of GTPase activity. The transcript has 16 exons. Gene Ontology annotation, molecular function: GTPase activator activity. NCBI's taxonomy places the organism in Eukaryota, Metazoa, Chordata, Actinopteri, Syngnathiformes, Syngnathidae.